UGCCCUUAUUUCUAAUUUUUAACUCUCCUCUCAUGAUUACAGAAAUCACAAACCUCAAAUGCAGCAAUUGGGUCCCACCAGAGCUAUUCUUUCUGCCUCCGCAGACACUUGCACUUUCAUGAGAUAGUGCAGCCUUAGACUUUUGUGUAAUUUUAGUUCUGGCCCUAUCAUAGCCCCAGUGCCUUUUGCUCCAUCAAUGACCAAAUUCAUGUAUUUAUGUAGCCCCAAAGCCACUGGAGCCAAUGCUGGGGAAGCACCUUCCCCUCCUUUUAGCUGUCAGGUUGCGUCAACUUCUGGGCUUGGCUGAGUUCCUGUAGGCAGGGAAGUGCUGUCAGUGUGUUUCCUGUGGCGUGGCAUGUGGGCCUAAGCAGCUGCACUGGACUGGGAGCUUCUAAAAAGGGAGCUCUUCAGGACGUCUUGGAAGUCAGAAUAAAAGUGAAAGUGAACUGGAGAGUGGGCUUGCUUUCCCAGAAGGAGUUCACUGCAUCCUGCCCUUCCCAGAACUAGUUCUGACAGUAGAGACAGCAUCACCUCCUUAUGCGACUAGGUAAGUACCUGGCCUCUUUGGGCCUGUUUCCCCAUCCUUUUUGAAGGGGUAGUAUUGGACUGAUCAACCACCACUUAGUGUUAGUAAGAUCUGGGGUGGGGGAAAUUGUCACUAGGUAAUAAUCCAGCUUGAGUCUAAGCACUGACAGCUCCAGCCUGUGCUAGAGGCCUGUCCUCUGAGAGUUACCAGUGGCACAGAUGGACAGGACAGAGUGAGUAGCAAUGCCUAGCAGCCCACUGUAAGUUCAGACCUUCGGAGCAGAUGUGGUGUUUACAGGGAGAGCGCGUCACAAAGGUGGGGGUAGUUGACCUUUCCUCACCUUUUCCCCAGCUCCUGACACAUGAAUCAUGACCAUGAGGCAGAACCGGAAACCAGACCCCAGUUUGUUGUGGGUCCUGCUUCUGUGUGCCCACAUCAUCAUUCUCCAGGGUAGAGCCACACGUACACCUCAGACCAUCACAGUUGCCACAGCGUCAGCUGGGAUCUCAAAAGAACCCUGCCCCUCCUGGUCCUCAGUGUCCCCAGCAACUAAGCGGUGCCCUGCAUUGGAGGUGAUCUGGCCAGAGAUGGAAGUGCCACUGAAUGGAACGCUGACCUUGUCCUGUACUGCCUGCAGCCGCUUUCCCUUCAGCAUCCUCUACUGGCUGGGCAAUGGUUCUUUCAUUGAGCACCUUUCAGGCCGUCUGAGGGAGAACAGCACCAGCCGAAAGCGUGGGAGCACAGGCAUCCAGCUGUGGAGGGCCUUGGUGCUGGAGGAGUUGAGCCCCACCCUGCGAAGCACCAACUUCUCCUGUGUGUUCGUGGACCCUGGACAAGUUGCCCAGCGUCACAUCAUCCUGGCCCAGCGUUGGGCUGGGCUAAGGACGGUGCCUCCCGCCUCGCAAGAAGCCCUGCCCUCCAACCACAGCCCAGGACCACAGCUGCCCACUCCAGCAGGAGGCCAGCGACAGCACACCCUUGAUCAGCCUGAUCACCUGCAGGGUGAAGAAGUCUCCCCUGACGCAGGCAGGCUGUGCAGACUGCUUCCCUAAGCCACCCCUGCCUUCCUCCUGCCUGUCACCAAAUUCACCUAGAAAAUCCUAACUGUCUUCCCUAAUGCUUCUUCCUCAUGCCUUUCUCUUCUUACCCAUUAAAUUUUCUAGUGCCCUACUCACCAGCCAUAUUGCUGUCCUUUUCAGGAACCUCCAAGACCUGGUGGUAACUUAGUCUAGCACUCAAAGGCCCUGCCUGCAUUCCCAACAUGACUUUCCAGAAGCCAUCCCAUAUCCUUGUUCCCACUCUUGCACCUCUGCUCACUUGCUCCCCUCUUCCUCAUUAUCCCAGCAUGUGAACCCUGAAGCCCAGUAGAAAUGCCACCAUUUUAGUGACAUCUACUCUCUGGCCACAUUCUGCACUGACUUCAUGUUGUGUAUAUUUUCUUUCUUCCCUCCCUCUUAACCUAAUGUACUGUCCCAGGAAAGGGAUGGAAGAAGCACUGGCUAGUUCUGAUCCACAACUGUAUUCUUGUCAGUCCCAGCACAGCCCACAAUGAGUUCUCAUAAAGGAUUACCCAAUGAAGACAUCCUGAUUGCUGUUCAAUCAUUUAGGCCCCCCGUUCCACUCACAGGAACUUUGCAUGUCCUAGGAGAGAGCUGGAAAACGGGGCUGCCUCACAGAAGCCAAAU
Messenger RNA from Castor canadensis (American beaver), 2211 nucleotides. Lineage: Eukaryota; Metazoa; Chordata; Mammalia; Rodentia; Castoridae. The record is from RefSeq and is a predicted model, not a curated record.